AUGGCGGCUGACGAGAAAUUCAUGCCGCUAGAAGAGCGCAAGGCACUCCGUGCGGAACUGGCGGCAGGGGACGACUACCCUUUUAUGCUCGCCCUCCCUAAAGUUGAGCUACAUCUCCAUAUCGAGGGCACCCUGGUCCCGGAGUUGCGAUGGAAAAUCGCUCAGCGCAACAAGAUGACGCUUAUAAACCCACGUAGCAGUCAACCCUACGAGAGUGUGGAACAGCUGGCCGCUAACUACGAAACCUUCACGUUCUUCGAGUCCUACUACGAGGGGUUCAAGGUCCUGUUGACGAAACAGGACUAUUUCGACCUGGCGAUGAAUUACUUCGAGAGAGCAGCGGCCAUGAAUGUGCGCUAUGUCGAGGUAUUCUUCGACCCACAGGGCCAUACGCAGCGGGGGGUUUCGUGGGACACGUUUAUGAGCGGGUUCAAGGAGGCCAGUACAAAGGCAGAGCAAGAGCUGGGAGUCAGGUCGGCGUGGAUUAUGUGUAUCCUCCGUGACGAGUCCCCGGAGUCGGCCAUGGAGCACUACGAAGCGGCGCUGGACUACCGCGACAUGAUCAUCGCGCUGGGUCUUGACUCGGUCUCAUACAAGCUGCCGCCGUCACUGUUCGAGAACGUCUGGUCACGAGCCCGAGCCGACGGCUAUUUCAAGCUGACCGCCCACUGUGACAACGGUGCCGAAGAGGACGUCUGGGACCACAUCCGCGAAACUGCUUGUCAAGUGGGUGGCUACGGAGCCGACCGAAUUGACCACGGUGUCGACGCGGCCGACGACGCGGCCCUGAUCAAGAUCAUCAAGGAGCGCGGCUUAGGCUUGACUCUCUGUCCAUGUGCGUAUCUACGCCAUUAUCCCGUGGAGGCCAUGUACUCCAAGAUCGCGCUGUUAUACAAAGAGGGCGUCAAGUUCUCGAUCGGUAGCGAUGAUCCGGCAUAUAUGGAUGACAACUGGCAGGUCAACAAUAUGCUUGUCGUCAAGCAUAAGUGCGGCCUGAGUGACGAGGACAUGGUUGUGGUAUGCAAAAAUGCAGUGGACAUGUGUUGGAGCACGGCGGAAGUGAAGAAAGCCAUAUCUGAAGAGAUUGACCAGGUGUGGGAGAAGUAUAGAAAGUAA
Messenger RNA from Exophiala spinifera, 1116 nucleotides. Its product is annotated as adenosine deaminase. Bases 1 to 1116 code for a protein of 371 amino acids. The transcript has a single exon. Gene Ontology annotation, molecular function: adenine deaminase activity. NCBI's taxonomy places the organism in Eukaryota, Fungi, Ascomycota, Eurotiomycetes, Chaetothyriales, Herpotrichiellaceae. Gene Ontology annotation, cellular component: cytosol. Gene Ontology annotation, biological process: hypoxanthine salvage; purine ribonucleoside monophosphate biosynthetic process; adenine catabolic process. The record is from RefSeq and is a predicted model, not a curated record.